Impatiens glandulifera is the source of this 1805-nucleotide messenger RNA. RefSeq names its product activating signal cointegrator 1 complex subunit 1. The coding region runs from base 186 to 1538 and encodes 450 amino acids. The record is from RefSeq and is a predicted model, not a curated record. Gene Ontology annotation, biological process: regulation of DNA-templated transcription; DNA alkylation repair. Lineage: Eukaryota; Viridiplantae; Streptophyta; Magnoliopsida; Ericales; Balsaminaceae. Gene Ontology annotation, cellular component: nucleus. The transcript is spliced from 14 exons. Gene Ontology annotation, molecular function: RNA binding.
CUUGAUCUUCUACCUGUAAUUGUGACUUAGCUCUCUUUUUGCAGGCUUAGUUGUGGUCGGACUUCUACCAACGCUUAUGUUACACUAAGAUCAAUCAAAUUCUCGCAGGUUCUUUGAUUCAUUUCCGCAGGCCUUAAUUUUCAAGGGUAUUCUCUUUGCAUUCUAAUCCAGACUUUAAUUGGAUAAUGGAUGGGCGGAAAAGUAGAAGCAAUGUAAUGGAUCAGCGUAGGCGGAAAUCAGCUACCCCUAUAUGGAAACCAGUUCAUACUCAAUGUUCUUCAUCUGGUGAGAGCAUGGUUGAUGAACUAAAAAUGGAGGUGGAAGAGCUACGUGAUGCCGAUAAGGGUGAAAUAAUACACGCUGAAGGUCAAUACCAGGAAGCACAUCUAACCAUUUCCAACGCUGCUUCGAAUGCUGAAAAUCUAUACCAGGAAAGGGAUGUAACAGAACCAACCGACACAAACUUAAGUUCUGGUCGAAGUUCUGAACCUUAUGAUAAGAAAUAUUCAUUAUCGGUAUUGGUUGGAGCUUCUUUAAUGCGUUUCAUCAAAGGAAAAGGAGGAUCUAUGCAGCAAACACUUGAAGAGGAAAUGGGGAUUAAGAUCAUAUUUCCUUCAUCAAACAAUGUGGAUUCUCUCCACAUAAAGCAAAAGGGUUACUUCCCUAGGUUUGUCUCAAGUCUUACAUGGCAUGCAAACCCAAAGAGAUUAAACAAAGCUGCCUUGCUCAUACAUCUUUUAGGAUCUCUUGUUGAAACAAGUGAACUUAUGUUUAUUGAUGAAGUAAUUGAAGGCAUGUCUGCUGAAAGUGUCACCAAAGCUUCAGAGAAAAUAGAAUCGAUAAUAGAAGAGGUGACAAAGAGUUCAAGUGUAGAUUACUCUCACUUCAUCUCACUACCCUUGGCUGUACACCCUGAACUUGUUGAUAAACUCUUCAAUUUUCAAAGGUCCAUCUUGGGAGCUAGCAAUUCCGAUAAGAGUGAAAAUCUAGAAGAUUUUGGAAUUGAUAAAUCAAUAUUUAUUAACCCAAAGACAUUUCACUUAACUGUACUGAUGCUAAAACUAUGGAACAGAGACCGUGUUGUUGCUGCAACUGAAGUUCUGCAGAAAAUCUCUUCAAAAGUGUUGGAUGCCCUGGACAGGCGACCUAUCUCCAUAAGACUUAAGGGCUUGGCCUGCAUGAAGGGUUCAUCAACUAAAGCACGUGUUUUAUACGCUCCUGUGGAGGAAGUUGGUGGUGAGGGUCGACUUGAGCUAGCCUGUCAAAUAAUUAUAGAUGCUUUUGUUGAAGCUGGACUUGUUCUCGAGAAAGAUGCUCAACAGAAGCUGAAGAUGCAUGCGACCAUAAUGAAUGCAAGACAUAGAAAAUGGAAGUGGAGGAUGAAAAAGAUGGAUACAUUUGAUGCUCGGGACAUUUUCAAGCAAUAUGGUUCAGAAGACUGGGGUGAGUACAUUAUUGGUGAAGCUCAUCUUUCCCAAAGAUUUGUCUUCGACGAGAAUGGGUACUACCGGUGCUGUUGUUCCAUUCCCUUACCUUAAAAUGCGCAAACAGAUUGAUCCACAUUUUCAGUUACUUUUCCUAGCAAGUAGCAAUAUCAAAAAAGAGAAUCUAAUUAAACAGUUUUUUUAUAAGAACAUUUGUGGAGACCUAGACUUCUUUUUUCUUUUAAUUUGUAGCAUCUAGAAUUGUUGUUAUUGGAGUAUUGUACCAGAUUUUGCUAGAUCAAUUCAGUUCAAUUGUCAUGCCAUAAAUUUAGGGGGAUUUUUUUUAGGCUGAAAACUUGCAAAAUGAAGUCUACUUUAUUA